CAUCGUUAUAAUCGAAACACACCAUCACCUCAAUUCUCUCUUCGUUAACAUUACAAAUUUACAAUCUCUUCAUCUUUCUUCAUUAGAUCACAAAACUUCACUAUAACCUAACAUGGCAACGAGUCAUCCUGAUCCAACCACCUCUCGCCACGUGGCAGUAAUCGGAGCCGGAGCCGCUGGACUCGUAGCUGCUCGUGAGCUACGUCGUGAAGGCCACUCAGUAGUCGUCUUAGAGCGCGGGAGCCAAAUCGGAGGCGUGUGGGCUUACACCUCUCAAGUCGAACCAGACCCGCUUAGCCUCGACCCGACCCGACCCGUCGUCCACUCAAGCCUCUACAGAUCCCUACGUACCAACAUCCCUCGAGAAUGCAUGGGCUUCACCGACUUCCCUUUUGCGACCCGACCACACGACGGGUCAAGGGAUCCGAGAAGACAUCCGGCUCAUACUGAGGUUCUUGCUUACCUGCGAGACUUUGCUAAAGAAUUCGAUAUCGAGGAAAUGGUUAGGUUCGAGACGGAGGUUGUUAAGGCGGAGCAGGUGGCGGCAGAGGGGGAGGAGAGAGGGAAGUGGAGGGUUGAAUCGAGAAGCUCCGAUGGUGUUGUCGACGAGAUAUACGACGCCGUUGUGGUUUGUAACGGACACUAUACCGAGCCUCGUCAUGCUCUUAUCACUGGCAUAGAUUCAUGGCCAGGCAAGCAGAUUCACAGCCACAAUUACCGUGUUCCUGACCAAUUCAAAGAUCAGGUGGUGAUAGUGAUCGGAAGCUCUGCGAGUGGAGUUGAUAUAUGCAGAGAUAUAGCGCAGGUCGCGAAAGAAGUCCACGUAUCAUCUAGAUCAACUUCACCGGAUACUUACGAGAAGCUUACCGGUUACGAGAAUCUAUGGCUUCACUCAACGAUUCAAAUUGCCCGCGAAGACGGUUCGGUGGUUUUCGAGAAUGGAAAGACAAUUUACGCGGAUACCAUCAUGCAUUGUACCGGGUACAAGUAUUACUUCCCGUUUCUUGACACGAAAGGUGAGGUGACUGUUGACGAUAAUCGUGUUGGACCGUUGUAUAAGCAUGUUUUUCCUCCAGCUCUUGCCCCCAGCCUUUCGUUCAUCGGCUUACCAUGGCAGGUUAAUAAUCUUUAUAAUGUUUAUGAUCUGGCUUCUGUGAAUACAUUUGCUGCUUUUAUUGCAUAUGAUCUCAUUGUUUGGUUGAGGUGCACACAAAAAAAAAAAAAAAAAAAAAGAUCUCAUUGGUUUAACUUGGUUUCUUAGAUCACUCCCUUUCCGAUGUUUGAGCUUCAAAGCAAGUGGGUCGCAGCGGUCUUGUCCGGCCGAGUAUCUCUCCCAUCGCAAGACGAGAUGAUGGAAGACACUAAGGCAUUCUACGAUAAGCUAGAAGCCUCGGGAAUUCCCAAAAGAUAUACACAUUUGAUGCCAGAUGACUCUCAGUUUGAAUACGACAAUUGGCUUGCGGAUCAAUGUGAAUAUCCCCGGAUAGAGAAAUGGAGAGAACAAAUGUUUUACAUCGGUUUCAAGAGAAUAUAUGCACAAUCCUCUACAUAUAGAGAUAAUUGGGACGAUGAUCAUCUCAUCGUAGAAGCAUACGAUGAUUUCGUCAAAUUCAUGUCAAGUUAUCAAGAACUUUUGCCGAUGCUCAAAACCUAAUGAUAAUUGACGUGGGAGUUUUGUUAUGCGAAAAUGAUGGUUGGGUAUAUAUAUAUAUAUAUAUAUAUGUUAUGUAAUUGUAAGUGUGUCUUGUGGUUGCUGUGUUUCAGAAUGUGAAAAAGUAGAGUUAUAGUCUUAAAAGGAAUGUAUAACAAUAAUGUUUGGAAUGAUUUUAUAAAGGUAUGUAAAUAAUGCGAUGAGACUUUCAUUAGCGAAAAAAGCAAAUUUCCCAUUUGCAUGAUUGUGCACUCAUCAUCCAUGACGUCAGUGUGCACUUGUAACUUUCUGAAGACGACUUGACUUGUUUGCUGUGUUACACGGAC
This is a messenger RNA of Arabidopsis thaliana (thale cress), 1977 nucleotides long. RefSeq names its product Flavin-binding monooxygenase family protein (gene FMO). Gene Ontology annotation, molecular function: flavin adenine dinucleotide binding; N,N-dimethylaniline monooxygenase activity; NADP binding. The transcript is spliced from 6 exons. Lineage: Eukaryota; Viridiplantae; Streptophyta; Magnoliopsida; Brassicales; Brassicaceae. The coding region runs from base 113 to 1261 and encodes 382 amino acids. The record is from RefSeq and is marked reviewed.